Penicillium malachiteum is the source of this 441-nucleotide messenger RNA. RefSeq lists its product as uncharacterized. NCBI's taxonomy places the organism in Eukaryota, Fungi, Ascomycota, Eurotiomycetes, Eurotiales, Aspergillaceae. The coding region runs from base 1 to 441 and encodes 146 amino acids. The transcript has a single exon. The record is from RefSeq and is a predicted model, not a curated record.
AUGUACUGCGGUCUUUAUCACUCGUCAUUUAUCGACAUCGCUCGUUAUCCAUCCUUCGAAGGAAAUAUGCAACGGAUUCUGAAUUCAGUGCAGGAUCAAGAUGGACCCACGAUGGUAAUUACACCAUCGCCUCAUGAGACAUGCGUGGACGACGAUAUCGCCCGGCCAGAAAAUGCUCUCUUGACCGACAAUGCUAAUCCAGCAUCGGUCAAUGAUCUCGCAUUCGGUUUUCCUGCCAUACGGACUUUUCAACUCAGACGAUGUCCAAUAUCAGAUGAAGGAGGCAAACCAGAAGAUCAAAACUUCUAUUGUCCAGGUUGCUUGCUCACCUGGGACUACCAACAAGGUAGAAUAACCGUGUUACAGUCGAUAGCGAAAACAGCUUCCACCCUUCUGAUCGCUUUUCUUUCCUCCGGCCCCACUGCCAAGGCCUUAGCAUAG